AUGGCGACCCUGGCGGAGAAGCUCGAGAAGAUUAAGUCUCCCAAACUGCAGAAUCAGCACCAUACAGCUGUGGUGCUCUCUGCAGUGGAGGAUACCCUACGUGACCAAAAAGCAGACUUCUCGGCUACGGCUUAUUUUGCUGCGCUCCUCGCUUUGCUAUCCCAAUCGCUGUCCGCCGCCCAAGGCAUUGUUAACAAGGACCUGGCCACCUCCGUCGUCUACCUUCUCGACAUCACCACAGCCUAUGUCCCCGCCCCGAUCCUUCGCUCCAAGUUUUCACAGAUCCUCACCAGUCUUGCCCCCGCCCUUUCCCUGCCCGAAGUCGAAGCUCCUCUCCUCAGACCGUCAAUAGGCUGCCUCGAGUCGUUACUCAUCGCGCAAGAUUCGGCCUCAUGGAAUCUCCCCCACACCCAAAUCAGUCCGCGACGUGCGAUUGCGGGAUUGCUGAGUUUAGCCGUGGACCACCGCCCAAAGGUGCGCAAGAGGGCUCAGGAUGCUUUGAUCAAGGUCCUUAAGACCCCGCCCCCCAGCCCCUCGCUCGACCACCCCGCCGCAGAUAUGUGUGCAGAGACUGCAAUGCGAACACUGGGCGAUAGCAUAACAGCCGCGGCCAAGCAGAGACGGGGACGCCAUGAUCCUCAUGGUCGGGAGAAUCAUGAUCCUCUGGUCAUCCACUCCUUGCAGUUAGUGAAGACAGUCGCGACCGCGUCAGGUGGAUGGCCGAGCAAGAAGAUUGAGCAGCUGUGCGAGCUGCUAAUGAAUGCGUCCCGGUCGUCGAACGAGUACAUUACCAUGGGCGCUUUCGAGGUGUUCGAAGUGAUUUUCUCUAGCAUGGCCGACGAGUUUUCGUCCUCCAAGCUGCCUCGUCUGCUGGAGGCGAUAUCAGAGCUCCGACCUGCGCAGAACGACUCGCAGCUGCUCCCUCCAUGGAUUGCGGUCCUGUCUCGCGGCUAUGAUGUGUCUGCUCAGAUUAGCCCUGAGGAUACGUUUGAAAAACUGCCCUCCUUGUUUGACAUGGUUUCUAGCUAUAUGGCCUCUCCUUCGUGCAACAUCCGCGUGUCAGCGUCAGAGUGUUUAGUCUCUUUUAUGUCUAAUUGCAUCCCCAAUACCGUGAUCAUUGAGCCCUCGAUUUACGACGAAAAAACGCUUGAGAAGUUGGCAAGGUCCGGGACCGAUCUGCUCUCGGUCAAGUACCAAGCAGCAUGGGCAGAAGUGUUCAAUGUCUGCUCGGCAAUGUUUGACAGCUUCAAGUGGCGUUCGAGCCCGUUUUUGGAUGACAUCGUGAAGACAGUUGGCGAGCUUCGGAGCAAUGAAUCAUUCCAUGGCAAGAAGGAAGCGGAUCAGGUCCUGGGUAGUGCCGUUGAAGCUAUGGGACCCGCCGCAGUCUUGGAGAUCUUGCCUUUGAACAUCACUGAGCAGAAGGCCGGCCAACCAGGCCGUGUCUGGUUUCUUCCCAUACUUCGCGACCAUGUCACCAACACCAACCUCGCCCAUUUCCGCUCCGAGCUUGUUCCCCUGAGCGAAGCUCUGUAUCAGAAGGUGAUGGAGUACAGUUCUGCGGAGAAGACCGUGGAGACUAAGAUCUUCGAAACACUCGUCCAGCAAACUUGGGCGAUUCUCCCCGGCUACUGCGAGCUUCCCUUAGAUCUGGUGGAAGCUUUCGAUCAAAGCUUUGCAGAGCUUCUUUCCAAUGUUCUCUACAAGCAAACCGAUCUACGUGUAGAUAUCUGCAGGGCACUACAGAACUUAGUCGAGUCAAAUCAGGCUAUCCUGUCUGUCGAGGCGGAUGGUGAUGAUCUCAUUCUCCAGCGGAGAAUCACCAUGGCCACUGCGGAGAAGAACAUUGCCCAUCUUGCUGGAUUCGCCAGCAACUUGUUAGCUGUAUUGUUCAACGUGUACAGCCAGACGCUUCCGCACUACAGAGGCUACAUUCUGCAAUGCAUCAAUGCCUAUUUGAGCAUUACCCCCGAAAAUGAGCUGAACGACACGUUCACACGCGUUACCUCAAUGCUCGAGUCAUCUGUGGCUUCAGAGCAGGAGGCUUCCAAACAGGGUAAUCAGCAGGGUGGUGCAGGUGACAAGAUGCCCCCGACUUCCCAUACCCUGAUCGAUCUGGUCAUUGCCAUGUCUAUCUACCUCCCUCGCUCGAGUUUCUCCAGCUUGUUCGCCCUUGCUGCUGCUAUCCUAAAUGGACAAACCGGUGAUCAGCAAUUGAUUAAGAAAGCCUACAAGUUGAUCCCCCGAUUGGCCUUGACGGAAACCGGAAGUGCUGCCCUUCGGGAGAGGACCUCCGAGCUGCAGGCCCUGAUUCUUUCGAGCGCCGACAAGACGCCCGCGUCCGCUCGCCGUGAUCGGAUGCUCGCUGUCUACGAACUCGUCACCUACUUGCCGACCUCUGAUUUGCACUUCAUUCCUUCCAUCCUCUCAGAGGUGGUCCUGGGCUGCAAAGAAAGCAAUGAGAAGGCCAGAACGGCCUCUUUCGACUUGCUUGUUCACCUUGCGAAGAGAACUGCUGAUACCGAGCGCAACCCAUCCGGCACCGUAAUCCGUAAUGCACUGGUGCCUCAUAUGCCUAACGACGCCCCAGAUGCCCCGGCGACAAUUGAGGAAUUCUUCACCAUGGUGUCUGCUGGUCUCGCUGGUAGCUCCCCACACAUGGUCGCUGCGUCUGUGACGGCUCUCUCGCGUCUGUUCUUCGAUUUCCAUACUCAGAUCCAACCCGCCGUGCGGAAUGACUUAGUACAGACAGUUGAGCUGUUCCUUACCAGCAACAACCGCGAAAUCGUCCGGUCUGUAUUGGGUUUUGUUAAGGUGGCUGUUGUUGUGCUCCCUGAUGAUAUUUUGCGCGCACGCCUGAACUCCCUAGUACCGAGCCUGAUGGUCUGGAGCAAAGAGCACAAGGGCCGUCUUCGCAGCAAGGUGAAGGGAAUUCUGGACCGCCUCAUCCGCCGAUUUGGUGCUACUCCAGUGGAAGAGCUGGUAGGCGAAGCAGACCGUAAGCUGGUGGUGAAUAUCCGGAAACAACGUGAACGAUCUAAGAAGAAGAAGAAGGACGGCGACAAGACCGGUGAGGACGAUGAGGAGGAGGACGAGGCCGCCGAUAAAAACAAUAACAAGGAAGGUCGUUCGUACAGUAAUGCUUUCGACAAGGCUGUUUAUGAUUCUGACUUCUCCGACUCGGACGAUGACGCUAGCGAAAUCGACGUCGACGAAGAGGGAGCUACCCACGCCCACAAGGGCCGCAGAGGCAAGAAGACCAAGCAGAGCGAGCAAUAUAUUCGUGAGAUGUCCCCCGAGGACAACCCGCUGGAUCUUUUGGCGCCGGAUGCCCUGGCCAAUAUCUCAACCACCAAGCCUAGUAUCCGGUUCCUCAACACCGGACCCGGAUCCCGCCGAAAGCGCUCUGCCAAGGUCGAUUCCCAAGGUCGUCUCAUCCUGGGCGAUAACAAUGGCGAAGACAUGGAAAUGUCCGGUGGUCUGGAUGGCGACGCGGGCGGCGAGAGUGGUGUCAACGCUUACGUCGCAGCCGUCAGCGGGCCUGACGCUAUCCGUCGUGGCCAACGCGGUAAGAUCAAGAUGGGCCAGGCACAACAGAAGAAGAGGUUCCAGGGAGAUAACAUGGACUUGGACGAGGACGAGGACGCCGCCGCCGCCGCAUCCUCAAAGCGGCCGGGCAAUGGUCCUCAGCGCCGCGGUCUGGGAACACCUAAAGCCCACGGCCCCAGUGGCGGUCGCAUCCAGAAACGCACGAGCUUUCGAGGCAAGCAGGGUGGACGAGGAGGAUUCAAGGCCGGAAAAAGGAGAUAA
Aspergillus tanneri is the source of this 3807-nucleotide messenger RNA. RefSeq names its product mRNA-binding protein RRP12. The coding region runs from base 1 to 3807 and encodes 1268 amino acids. The record is from RefSeq and is a predicted model, not a curated record. NCBI's taxonomy places the organism in Eukaryota, Fungi, Ascomycota, Eurotiomycetes, Eurotiales, Aspergillaceae. The transcript is spliced from 3 exons.